Vicugna pacos (alpaca) is the source of this 5398-nucleotide messenger RNA. The record is from RefSeq and is a predicted model, not a curated record. NCBI's taxonomy places the organism in Eukaryota, Metazoa, Chordata, Mammalia, Artiodactyla, Camelidae.
GCCACUGACCGCUCCUAACGUCUUACUUUACCAGUGAAAGAAACAGAAGCAGAGACAACAGUGACCAGCUUAUGGUCACAGCCCAGAGAACGGACGUCCCGUCUCCACAGAACUCACCACUUCCCGGUUUGCCACUAGCGGGGGAAAGGUAUAUUUCUUACUAGCAAAGCAACUCAAUGGAAAAUACGGCGAAAGCAAAUAAAAAGGAUAUUCAAGAUGGGCCACCAAAAGAAGUCAAACUGUCUAUGAGUGAGGCACUUCUAGACUAUCACUGUCAAAUAAAGGAAAAUUCAGUGGAACAAUUCAUGGCUCAAAUAAAGAAACUUAGAGAAAAGAACCAAAAGUAUCAUGAAAGAAACAGACGCUUAAAGGAUGAACAAAUUUGGCACAUACAGAACCUGCUAAAGGAACUGAGUAAAGACAAGUCAGAGGGGUUAGAAGUUGUAACAAGAGAGGAAGUUGAAGAAGCAAUGAAGGAAAAAUGGAAGUUUGAAAGAGACCAGGAACAAAACUUGAAAGAUAUGCGCAUUCAAAUAAAUAAUGCUGAGAAACUAUUUCUUGAGAAACUCAGUGAGAAGGAAUAUUGGGAGGAGUACAAGAAUGUAGGGAGUGAACAACAUGCUAAACUCAUUAUCUCUUUACAGAAUGACAUCAGCAGAGUCAAAGAGAACGCUGAGGAAAUGUCAGAACAGUAUAAAAUCACUCUGGAAGAUGCUAGAACGAGAAUCAUCAGAGAAACUUUGUUGCAACUAGACCAAAAGAAGGAAUGGGCCACAGAGAAUGCUCUAAGGUUCAUUGACAAGGGCAGCUAUCGAGAGAUCUGGGAGAAUGACUGGCUCAAAAAAGAGACCAUCACCAUCAAAUACUGUGAGCCUGUCUGCCUCCCCUCUGAGCCUGUGCUCCUCUUACAUCUCUGUGUCUCCAGCAUCCAGCAGAGAGAAGGAGGCACCAGGGAGCAGGUGGUGCAAUAUUUGUUGAAUGACAGGCUACUCUUCUUACUUGUUUUUAGGCGGCUGUAUCUUACCCAAGCUGCUGGACAGGAAGUGCCACCUGAAGAAAUGCGUUUGGAAUUGCCAGAAACAUAUAUAGGAAAGCCACAACCGCAAGCUGUAGAAGUAAAAAGCAGAGACACAGUGAGCUCAUUACUUGGGAGCAGUGCUUUCCAUCCAGGUGACGAGGACAGCGGCAGAUACGGCGAGCACCUGAAGACAGCUGGAGAAGAGAGCUCAAGUAUAGAGUUUGGGGCCUGUGAUACGAAAUACUUGCUGAAUGAGGAUGAGCAGGAUUUCAAGGAUUACGUAAAGCUGGGCCCCCUGGAAGUGAAGCUCAUGACUGUGGAGAGCAAGAAAAUGCCCAUUCAUUUCCAAGAGAAGGAAACUCCAGUCAAAUUCUACGAAGAUGUCAGGAGCCCAGAAAGCCACAUCACAUAUAAAAUGAUGAAGUCUUUUCUCUAAGACUGAAAGCUGCAAAGUAAAAACAAUAUCUUAUAUAUUUUCUUUGGGAACGGAAGUAUAUCAGUUGCCCAUUUUAUUUACACUUCGGUCCAUUUUUAAAGCAGUUGUUAUUUCUAAAGGUCAUAACUACAUUUAAAAAUCAAAGUUCCAAGUAUUCAGCUAUUCAUUUACCCGCAUGGCAUGAGUGACAAAAAUGAAAUUUCACUCUUUAUUUCCAUAUUCAAACAUUCAGGAGCAGGACAGUGGGCCAAGAUGCUUUCUGAGGUUGCUUACCACUUAAAAUUUUACAGAUUAAUCUAGGAUUCCAAUUCCAAUAGUUCAAUUAGAAAUUGCCCGAGAUACAUUUAGAGGUUUGCAUAGCACUGACUACACAUCUUUCCCUGUGAGAUUGCUGAGUGAUUGACAGCCAGUCCACAAUUCAAGCCUACUCUUCUUUAACUUAACACUGUUUAUGAUGAGUAUCAAAUAUUUUAGAAACAGAAUUGUAGGUGGUAACUUGUGUUAUAAAAAUAUUCCAUCAAUAGGGAGAUCCAUCUCCCAUCAGCUUUAUCAGCUCUAAAGUGCUGAGACCCUAUCCAAGGUCAUUACUACUUCCCUCUUACUGGUACCACAGCCAAGGACACUCUGACUGUGCCUGAAUUUGACACCAGCAUUCCAUUUUAAAGCUAGUUCUACUUAUAAAGCUUUCUAUAAGAAACACCAUUUUUAUACUCUGGUUUCUCUGCAGAUUGUUUAAAUCUUUUGCCUUUUACAAAAGAUUUCUGUGGAGAGGAACAGUUAUAUGAAACGCCUUUUAAACAGAAGGCCACAGAUACAUUGGAAGUAAAUAUAUCAUGCAAACAUUAACCAAAAGGAAGGUGGUGUGACUAAACUACUAGACAUAGUAGGCUUUACAGUAAGAAGUGUUAAAAAGGUAAAGAGAAAGCAAAACAUGUCAUAAUAAUAAACAGAUUAAUUCAUCAGGAUGAUAUAGCAAUUUUAAAUAAUAAUAUGAUUUCAAAAUAUAUAAAGCAAAAUUUACUAAACUAAAAAGCAAUAUGGUAAACCUUGUGUUAUGUAUAUUUUACCACAAUAAAAAAAGAAAAAAAGACAUAAACAAAUUUACAAUCAGACUUGAGAAUCUUACCAUCUCUCUCUCAAUAACUGAUAGACUGAAAAAAAAAUCAUUAGGGCUAUAAAAAGCUGAACAACUAUACUAUAGAAUACACAUAUUUUUCAAGUGUACAUAAAACAUUUACAAAAAUAGACUAUGUUGGGCCAUAAAGUAAGUGGCAAGAAAUAUUCAAAAAGUUGAAAUGCAUAGAACAUAGUUCUCUGACCACAGUAGAAAAUAACUAAAAACAACAGUAACAGAAUCAAAAAAACCUAUAAAUAAAUUUCAAGAAAGCAAGAUACUUCUGAAAAACCUGUGGGUGAAAGAAAAAAUCAUAAGGAAAAAUACUUUGAAUUCAAUAAUAAUGAAAAACAUGACAUGUCAAAACUUGUGGGAACCAGCUCAACUGGUGUUUAAAGGGAAAUUUAUAACUUUAAGUUCAUGUAUUAAAAAGAAGAAAGGUUGAAAAUUCAAUCAUUGAAGAUUUUAUCUCAAGAAUCUAGGGAAAAAACAGCAAAAAUACACCAGAAAUGUAGAAGAAAGGAAAUAAAAGAGUGGAAAUCAAUUACAUAGAAAGUUGACAUGUAAAAAGUAAAUCAACAAGGGCAAAACCUGGUUCUUUGAAGGAUUAAAAUUGAUAAGCCCUAGUAAGACUAACCAAAAAAAGAGAGAAAACAAACAAAACAUAUCAUUACAGAUUUUACAGGCAUUACUAAAAAGAUAAGAGGAGAUUAAGAGUAAAGACUUUCCCAAUAAAUUUGACAAUAUAGAUGAAAUGGAAACAUUUCUUUAAAAAAAAUUUCUGAAAAACAGGAGGAAAUAAUCUGAAUAGUCCUAGAACUGUUUUAAAAACUCAGAUAUGUAUUUUAAAACUUUUAAAAGCCAACUGUCUUGCUUCACUAGUGAAUUUUUCCAAACAUUUCAAAAAGAUAUAAUACCAAAUGUACACAAACUCAGAAAACAGAAAAAAAAAAGAAACACUUCCAAAUCAUUCUAUGUGGUCAGUAUAAUUCUAAUACCAAAACCUAGCAAUGUCAUUAUAGAAAAAAAAAUUAAAGGCCAGUAUCUCUCAUAAAUACAGCUGCAAAAUCAUUCAUAAAAUAUUAGCUUAUUGAAUCUAGUAAUAUAUAAUAAUUCAUGAAUAAAGAAUGCAAAGUUGGUUUAAUAUUAAAAAAUCAGAACAGCAACAGGAAAAAGAUCAGCGGAUUCUAUCAGUAUCAAUACCCUGGUUGUGACAUUGUACUAGAAUUUUGAAAAAAUGCUAAUUUUUAGGGAAAUUGGGUAAAGAGUACAAGUGAUCUGUCUGUAUUAUUUCAUACAACUGCAUGUGAAUCAACAAUUAUCUCAAAAUUAAAAAAUCAAGGGUAUAAUGAAUAGAAUAUAAACGGUAAACACAUAUGAUCAUCUCAGUAUGUACAGCAUUUGAUAAAAUUCAAUAUUGUGAUAAAAAUUCAUAAUAGUAUGAUAAAGCUCUUAGCAAACAAUGAAUAUCUUUUUUUUAACCCCCUAAAGCUAACAUUGUACUUAAUAGUGAAACAUUAGACAUCUUCCCACUGAAUCAGGCACGAGACACAUAAUCAUCAUCACACUUCUAUUCAACAAUGUUGAUUAGAACUGGAGGUUCUAACCAGCCUAAUAAAGGCAAGGAAAAGAAAUUAAAAGCAUAGAGAUUAGAAAGAAAGAAGUAAACUGUCUUACUUAGAGAUGUCAAGGUUUUGAAUGCAGAUAAUCCAAAGUAAUCUACAAACAACUAGAAUUUAGGAAGGUCACAGAGUACAAGGUCAAUAAUGAUCCAAUACAUUUCUUCCUACUAGCAAUAAACAAUUGGGAAAAAUAAUAUUUAUAAUAGCAUCAAAAACAUCAAAUGUCAAGGGAUACAUGUAAUGAAAUAUAAGUUAAAUUUCUAUGCUGAAGACUUCAAAACAUUGUUGAGAGAAAUCAAAGAAAACUUAAAUAUUGGAAUAAAUAAAGAGAUACACCAUUAUCAUGAACUGGAAGAUUUAAAAUAGUUAAGAUGUCAGUUCUUCCCAACUUGAUCUAUUGACUCAAUACAAUCCAAAUCAAAAUUUCAGCAUUUUUUGGUAGAAAUUAACAAGCUAUUUCUAACAUUAUGAUGGAAAUGUAUAACCUAGGCAAAAGACCUAUGAUAGCCAAGACAAUCUUGAAGAAAAACAACAAAACUGGACAACUUAACACUAUCAAAUUGCAAGACUUAAGAUAACAUUUCACUAAUUAAGACAGUGCAACAUUGGCCUAGAGAUGAAUAAGUACAAUGGAACAGAAUAAAGAGUCCAGAAACAAACCACACCUUUACAGUCACUUGAUUUCUGCAAAAUGCCACUAUAAUUCAGUGAGGGGUACAGUCUGCUGAAUAAUGAAUGAUGCCAAGUCAACUGUAUAUAUCUGUAUGGGAAAAAAAUAAAUUUUCACUCCUGCCUAAUACCAUGAAAAAAAAUCAACUCAAAGUGGAUCAGAGACCUAAAUAUGGAAGGUAAAACAAUAAAUCUUUUAGUAGUAAAUAAAAAAAUAUCUUCAUGUCCCUCUUUACACAUCCAAUAGUUCCUCAAAGUUUGGUUGAAAUUUUAAACUACAUUUGGUACAUGGGUAAAUGUGGAUUUGGUCGUGUUCCACAUAGCACCAGCAAGCCCAUUGCUCCCUAUGUCACCCACGUCCCUGGAAAAAAUAAAAGUCAUAAAAAUAACUAACUAUAAAAAGAUACAUUUUAUUAAAAUUAAAAUCUCUUUUCAGCAAAAGAUACCAUUAACAAAGUCAAAAGGCAAGCCACAUAGUGGGAGAAAAUAUUUCCUAUAUAUAUCUAACCAAAAAAUCGUAUCGAAAAUAUAUUAAGGAC